UCCCUGUCCUUAUCUUUCCCUUCUGUCUCCAUGGCGACUCACCACCUCGCUCGCCUGCAUCCCAGCCUCUGCCAGGGAUUCUGGGCCUGGCUCCGUCCCUCCCUCCUCCAGAGCCCUGGUUCCCGCAGUCCUGUCUCCUCCCCCUGGGGUGAGUCCAGAGGCAGCCUCCUCUUCCCUGACUGUCACAUCUAUUUUCCAGCUCUGACGAGUCCGGGUCGGCUCCUCUGGGGAGACCAUCCCCCACCCACCCACCCACCCUCCACCUGCCACAGCUCAGCUGGCCCCUCCAGGAGGAAAGCCAUCCCUGCUGCCGCUGACCGGGUCUCUGCCUCGGGCCUCCUCUCUCUGCUUGCAGACCUCUCCCCACUCCCAGCCCCCCCAUGCCGAGGUCCGCCUUGUCAAUCAUCUCCUUUUGUCACCGGCUCGGCAAACAGGAGAGAAAACGGAGCUUCAUGGGAAGCAGUCGCAACAGUUGGUCCCACACGCCCUUCCCCAAGUUGGAGCUGGGCCUGGGGUCCCGGCCUGCGACGCCCCGGGAGCUUCCUGCCUGCUCCAUCUGCCUGGAGAGGCUGCGGGAACCCAUCUCGCUGGACUGCGGCCAUGACUUCUGCACGCGCUGCUUCAGCACACACCGCGUCCCCGGCUGCGAGCCGCCCUGCUGCCCUGAGUGCCGGAAAAUCUGCAAGCAGAAGCGGGGCCUCCGGAGUCUGGGGGAGAAGAUGAAGCUCCUGCCGCAGAGGCCUCUGCCCGCUGUGCUGCAGGAGACCUGUGCCGUAAGGGCCGAGCCGCUGCUGCUGGUGCGAAUCAAUGCCUCGGGGGGCCUCAUCCUGAGGAUGGGGGCCAUCAACCGUUGCCUGAAGCACCCCCUGGCCAGGGACACCCCUGUCUGCCUCCUGGCUGUCCUUGGGGAGCAGCACUCAGGGAAGGCCUUCCUCCUCAACCACCUGCUCCGGGGCCUGCCUGGCCUGGAGUCAGGGGAGGGCGGCUGGCCAAGAGGAGGGGGGUCCCUGCAGGGAUUCAGGUGGGGUACCAAUAGCCUCACGAGGGGCGUAUGGAUGUGGAGUCACCCCUUCCUGCUGGGGAAGGAGGGGAGGAAGGUGGCCGUGUUCCUGGUGGACACAGGGGACGCCAUGAGCCCAGAGCUGAGCAGAGAAACCAGGACCAAGCUCUGUGCCCUCACCACGAUGCUGAGCUCCUACCAGAUCCUCAACACCUCCCCGGAGCUGAAGGAUACAGACCUGGAAUAUUUGGAGAUGUUUGUCCAUGUGGCCGAGGUGAUGGGCAGGCAUUAUGGGAUGGUGCCAAUCCAGCACCUAGAUCUCUUAGUGCGUGACUCAUCCCACUCCAACAAGGCCGGGCUGGGCUGCGUGGGUGACAUCAUCCAGAAAUCCUCCGGCAAGUACCCCAAGGUUCAGGAGCUGCUCCAAGGGAGGCGAGCCCGCUGUUACCUCCUGCCCGCUCUGGGGCGGCAGUGGGCCAGCAAAGGCCACGGAAGCCCCAGCGACACAGAUGACGAUUUGGGCCACCUCUGUGCCUACGUGGCAGAUGUGCUGAGCGCAGCCCCCCAGCACGCCAAGAGCCGCUGCCAGGGCUACUGGAGCGAGGGCCGCCCGGUGGCCAGGGGGGACAGACGCCUGCUCACGGGGCAGCAGUUAGCUCAGGAAAUCAAGAACCUCUCGGGCUGGAUGGGGAGGACCGGGCCUGGGUUCGCCUCCGCAGACGAGAUGGCCGCCCAGCUGCACGACUUGAGGACAGUGGAAGCUGCCAAGAAGGAGUUCGAGGAGUACGUGCGGCAGCAGGACGUGUCCACCAAGCGCAUUUUCUCCGCGCUCCGGGUGCUGCCCGACACCAUGCGCAACCUCCUGGCGGCGCAGAAGGAUGCCAUCCUGGCCCGCCACGGGGCCGCCCUGCUGUGCAAGGGCAGAGAGCAGACCCUGGACGCCCUGGAGGCCGAGCUGCAGGCCGAGGCCAAGGUCUUCAUGGACUCGUACACCAUGCGCUUCUGUGGCCACCUGGCCGCCGUAGGGGGCGCCGUCGGGGCCGGGCUUAUGGGCCUGGCGGGUGGCGUGGUGGGCGCGGGCAUGGCCGCGGCCGCGCUGGCUGCCGAGGCCGGGAUGGUGGCGGCCGGAGCCGCGGUGGGGGCCACCGGGGCCGCCGUGGUCGGGGGCGGCGUGGGCGCGGGCUUGGCUGCCACCGUGGGCUGCAUGGAGAAGGAGGAGGACGACAGGGUGCAGGAAGGGGACCGAGAGCCCCUGCUGCAGGAAGAGUGAGGGUGCCCAGGAGGCGGAAGGGAGGGAGAGAUGCCAGGUGGGGGGGAAGGAGGUGAGGGGGGGGGUUGGGGGUGGUGCGGUCGGCCCACCCGGCUGUGUCCCGCACUGUCCCGUUGGAAAGCCCAGUGUCUGGGUGGCUGACUGAGCUGGACAAUUGAGGUGGCUCCAGGAUCCCUGGAGAGCCCGCCCGGGCCCAGGAGGUGGUGUGUGGGGGCAGGGAAUAGAGUACAGGACCUGUUUCUGGUGGCAGACCAUCAACCUGCCAGGUUCCCAGGUCCGCUGGGCCCCAGUGUCUCCCACCAAGAGUGAGGCUCCACGCUCCCCCCUGGUUUAUUCCCCUCUGAUGACCCCGGACUGUAGGAAGGCUGAGAAGGUGCCCUUCUGGAAGUCUCCCCUGGGGAGAGAGGAUUCAGCCCUUUACAGAUGGGAGAAGUCCCAGGUGGAGUGACCUUGGUGCUCAGGCUCCGAGCACAAAGGAGGGGCUGAGGGGAGAAAGAGAAGGAGGGGCCACCGGGCAAAACCAAAGAAUCCAGGUAUGGUGGACAGGGGCCUGAACCCCAGAGUGGAGCUGCUUGAUCUGACGACACUUCCCCAAGCUGUCCCAGGAGGAUAAUGGUGGCCUCCCCCACCCUCUGCCUCCCCACGGAGGCUACCUGUGCACUUUGAAUGGGGGUCCCUGC
This is a messenger RNA of Lutra lutra (Eurasian river otter), 2950 nucleotides long. RefSeq names its product ring finger protein 112 (gene RNF112). Gene Ontology annotation, biological process: protein homooligomerization; endoplasmic reticulum organization. Bases 381 to 2270 code for a protein of 629 amino acids. The transcript is spliced from 14 exons. The record is from RefSeq and is a predicted model, not a curated record. NCBI's taxonomy places the organism in Eukaryota, Metazoa, Chordata, Mammalia, Carnivora, Mustelidae. Gene Ontology annotation, molecular function: GTP binding; metal ion binding; GTPase activity.